UUGAUGACUCUUGCAUCUUGUUCGGAAGUUCAAAUUUCCUAACUCAAAACAAAUCCAAAAAUAUGGUGCCACGCCAGUGUGACAGUCGUACCAUUUGAUUGUUAUAGGUUACAAAAGGAAUCGUGGUAAUAGUUGAAAAAUUAAAAAAAUACUUUAGUCAUUUUAUUUUCCGUACAUAAUUUUCCAAACGCCAUAAGGUAUAUAAAGACUCUAGACCUUGGCGAAACUUAUGUUCGAUGAGAUAUUUUCGUAUUUGAAUUUGUGAAUAUGACUGAAUCAGCUGAGGAUUUCCACGUACUCGAUGAAGAAGAGUCAGAAUUCGAACCUUCUCUCAGGAAUGUAGUCGAGCAACGAUCCUUGAAAUGGAUUUUCGUGGGCGGAAAGGGUGGAGUUGGAAAAACGACUUGCAGCUGUUCUUUAGCAGUACAAUUGUCAAAAGUUCGUGAAAAUGUUCUCAUCAUCUCUACGGAUCCAGCGCACAACAUUUCUGAUGCAUUUGAUCAAAAAUUCAGUAAAGUGCCAACAAAGGUUAAAGGUUUCGAAAACUUAUUUGCAAUGGAAAUCGAUCCUAACGUUGGUGUCACCGAACUGCCCGACGAAUAUUUUGAAAACGAGUUAGGCGCCUUAGGUGGAGAAGCAAUGCGUUUAAGUAGGAGUGUAAUUCAAGAUAUUGUUGGAUCCUUUCCUGGAAUUGAUGAAGCAAUGAGUUAUGCAGAAGUUAUGAAAUUAGUUAAAGGUAUGAAUUUUUCGGUCGUUGUUUUUGACACUGCUCCAACGGGUCACACUCUGAGGUUACUCUCAUUUCCACAAGUUGUCGAGAAAGGUUUAGGGAAAUUAAUGCGACUACGAAUGAAAAUCAGUCCCUUCAUUACCCAGAUAAGCUCUCUUUUGGGCAUGACAGAUUUCAAUAUAGACACUUUUUCGAAUAAAAUGGAGGAAAUGUUGACAAUUAUUCGUCAAGUAAAUGAACAGUUUAAAGAUCCGGAGCAAACGACAUUCGUUUGCGUUUGUAUAGCCGAAUUUUUAUCUCUCUACGAAACUGAGAGGCUGGUCCAAGAAUUAACGAAAUGUGGAAUUGACACUCACAAUAUUCUAGUUAAUCAACUAUUGUUUUUGAGGGAAGGUGAAGUGCCUUGCAGAUUGUGCCGCGCAAGACGUAAAAUCCAGGACAAAUAUUUAGAUCAGAUAAUGGAUCUGUAUGAAGACUUUCACGUAACAAAAUUACCUUUGCUGGAAAGAGAGGUUCGUGGUGUGCAGCAAGUGAAAGAAUUUUCUGAAAAUUUGAUCAAGCCUUACAAACCAUAAUUCUAACGUAAUUCGCCAAUUUGUCUGGUAAGAGACGUCCUUCUACAAUAGCAUAAUCUGUUAUUUUAUAUAUUUUAAUACAAAUUGUUAUAAAACUUUAUACAAUUUAAAGUUUUCUGCAUGAAACUUUUGGUAAAUAAAAAUAGGGAUGUAUAUUUAUUAAUAAAGUUGAAUAGAAUUCAUAGCAAGCUUAAAAAA
Molecule: messenger RNA, 1503 nt
Organism: Belonocnema kinseyi
Lineage: Eukaryota; Metazoa; Arthropoda; Insecta; Hymenoptera; Cynipidae
Product: ATPase ASNA1 homolog
Exons: 6
Coding region: 268-1305 (345 amino acids)
Biological process (GO): post-translational protein targeting to endoplasmic reticulum membrane
Cellular component (GO): GET complex
Molecular function (GO): ATP binding; ATP hydrolysis activity
Source: RefSeq, a predicted model, not a curated record